Messenger RNA from Chrysoperla carnea, 403 nucleotides. RefSeq lists its product as uncharacterized. The coding region runs from base 53 to 388 and encodes 111 amino acids. Lineage: Eukaryota; Metazoa; Arthropoda; Insecta; Neuroptera; Chrysopidae. The transcript is spliced from 4 exons. The record is from RefSeq and is a predicted model, not a curated record.
UAAAUUUACAUCAAUUCGUGUAAUAAAAACCAAAAAUUUCUUUAUUCAAAAAAUGGCAUUCAAAUCAGUCAUUGUUUUCUUGGUAGCCAGCUUGAAUGUUUUCGCUUUGGCUCAACCAGUAACUUACUUACGAGACAGCGGUUUACAAAAUUCAUUAGUUUCACCUUAUUAUCAGAGUUCAUUAAUUGGAUAUCCAAAUUUCAUUAACAGCGUGAAUACUGUAAGCAGCUUAGGAUAUCCUGCAGUUUUAUCGUCACCAUACGUUUCGCCAUCAUACGUAUCACCAGGCCUCAUCUCAUCUUACAAUCCCAUUGGAUAUUCUGGGUAUCCAUCAUAUUCAAACCAAAACUUGAACCAACAAAUUUCUCCAGUUCAAGUAAACUUCUAAGUUUAUAUAGUUAGA